This is a messenger RNA of Vitrella brassicaformis, 4160 nucleotides long. NCBI's taxonomy places the organism in Eukaryota, Vitrellaceae. The record is from the annotation of a GenBank genome assembly.
CGAGGACCUAUUGCCCCCCGGCCUCGUUGCAGGCGAUGAAGUACCGUGCCAAAGCUAGCGACGGCGACGACGCUCCGAAGCCCAACGACAGCAUGGAGGUAGCCCCACUGAACAAGCCAGAAGAUGCCUCUUUGAUUCCGGUGGUUCUUGCAUGUGUUCAGGUUGACUCUCCCCCUCAGGCCACCCCUGUCGCAGCAUUCUUCCCACCAGACGAGCACCAACCUGCCCCGGCCGACCCCGCACAUGGUUUCCACUCAGUCGACGUGCCACCUGUCGGACAGGCCCUGGCAGCACAAUCUGAUGCAGCCUACAUCGACCUCCAGAUGGAGUCAGCAAACGCCGAGAAUGCGGGUGACGGAGGGGGCGCUAAAGAAGCCAUGAAAGACAGGGGCGUGGUGUUGGCGGGGACGGGGGAGGAGGGGGAGACUCUCGAGCUUGAAGAGAGGAACAUCUACACGUGGAUGGCUUGCGCGUCGUUCCAGGACAUGAAGCGCCAUCCUGUGACCAUGUUUCUGUGCCUUUGUGUCUCAUUUGUUCAAAUCGCGGGUAUCAACGUUGAUGUACCACAUUCUUGUGCGGAUGGUGUGUUUUGCUCGUCUGUGCGUUCAAGGGCCGCUUUUGCUGCUGUAUACUGGUGUGUCGGCGCUUGACUUCAAGAGCUGGGAUUUUUUCAUCUCAAAGACGUCCUUCAACAAUAUAUCGACGAAAGUGAUAGCGAUCUUCUUCGUCUUGCUCUUCAAUAUCAACGCCGUCAUUGUGAGACACAGCAGAUUGUCUUUGGGGCAGAUCGCUCAUUCCUUCCUUCCUUCCUGUCGUUUCUGUAAGGUCUCCCGCACUUUCCAGCGGGACGCUUUUCUGCUGAUUGCCAUCCCGGGAGUGCUCAAGAGUGACUUCUUCUUCGCACUCGGGAACUUCUCUAACUCUCUUUGCGUGUUGCUGUGCUGCGCGUCGCUCCCCCUGAUUUUUUGGCGAUCUGAAGGGGUUCAGGAUGUGGUGUUCGACGCCCUUGGGACCAUAUUCUUGUUUAAUCUCGUGAGCAGAGAUCUCUUGAUGUACUGUCGUCAAUGUGCGAAGAGACACGUUUGUCUGUUUAUGUGUCAGGACAAUGUGGGCGGUGAUCUUGGCCUAAUCAGCGAGGGGCAAUGGGACGAGGUCUUUGCAUCUGUGCGCAAGAAGACAGAGGCAUUUCAGAGAGACAUGGACCACCAGCCCCAACGCAAAAAAGAACGAUCAUUCCGGAACUUUUUUCGUCGCCUCAAGAUGGCGCUGCACUCCGAGGACCCAGAGCAGAUGAAAGAAAAAGUACCGAAAAGAUACCACUGGUAUGUGCGAUACAAACAAAGACAUAAUGAGUUCGUCUCUCAUGCCUGUGUCUCUUUGAAGGGUGCCCAUCUAUUACUAUCUACUGCGGUGGGUCCUUAAAAUCCUGAUGGUUGCGCUGCCGCUUGUGUUUGCACUGUCGGCGUUUCCUCAGGAGGGCAGUAUCUCGCUGGUCGACCCCGUGUGGAUGGACGCCACACGCGCCACCGACAUCACCAUUCUCUCAUCCGAUUUGAAAGAGGAUAUUACCAGCGUGCGAGCCAUCUCGUCCGAGAGCUAUGGUGGCAAGGCGUGGGAACUGAGCUGCAAGAUUAAGAAUGCCGGCUCCAAUGGGGUUGUGUGCACAUUUCCUGCUCUCCGGGGUACCGACGCCACUAGUGAAAAAGCGGAGCAGCUGGGUACCUUGAUGAACAGAAACACGCUGCCGACCCUCAGUUUCAACAUUCGGGUACGUUGGAUGAAGGCGGCCGACAAGGCCUUUCGUCACUGUCCCUUGUGUCUCCUUUGGUGUCUGUCUGCAUUAGAUAGAGGCCGAGAAUCGCAACUUCGCCGAGCUCGAGAAGAUCUUUCACGUAUACCUAUCAGGUCGGCAGCCAUGUCUAGUCGUUGCCUUUUCACUUCCACUAUACCUGUCUCUCUCCAGGUCAUUUCCUGGGUAUUCAGCCCUCCUUUGCGCAGCUGAACACCAGUGCGGAGUUCGACAGCAGCGAUGAGUUUUACACGGACCGGCAAGUCACUGUCACCACCAGUGACAUGGGGGAUGUCAUCAGCAAGGUGUCGAUCGGCGAGCGAGACUGCAGGUAAGGGACACACGUAGGUACGAUGACAGAAGUGCUUCCAUGCUUUCAUUCAUGCACUCACUGCCCUGUAAACGACUCGGUGCAGGCUGGUCUCGCCCGACGUGUUCACCGCCACCAACACACAGGUGCGGUGCAAUGUGGCUGCCAUCACCUCGGCCAACACGGUUGAGAGCCGCGAUGUUACCGUGACCGCUGCCAACGGCAACAUGGCUGUCGGGCAGAGUGCGUUCUCAUACUUCAGCGAAGGUAUGAGACAUACAAACAUGCUCUCGCCGUAUGUGGAUCGCCGCUCUAUAUGCAUCUGUAGCUGCGGUUUUUUUCCGCGCAUUGCCAUAUCCUGCUCUGAUGGGCGAGCAGCUAGGCAUUCAAGUCAACAAAUUCGAUGACGGUGACAGAGCGCACACAGCCCCCAGCACAACCAACGCCUCCCGAUAUGUGUGCUCUCAGAUGGCUAUGCCAAUAUGGUCGGCAUCCGCUUUUACGAACGCUUUACACCCCAGAAUGACCUGACCUGUGACAACGAUGUGUCAAUCUACGCGGAGAACGACGAGAGCUACUCAACCACAUACUGCCAAAUCCCUGACGUCACAGAAGUGGACACAUGUAGGCCCACAUGUAUAAUCAAUGAAAUGGUGGUCAACCUUGCUGUCCUUUGUCACUUUCUCGGUGCAGACUGCGAGCAAGCCGGUCUUCUUUUCAACAUCAACAGGCAACUCGACUUCACCAUUCGCGUCACACUCAACCAGGGCCGUGCAACCCCCGACGCCAGCAACCCUACGCCCCCUCUGGCCACCGCCCAGCCAUCUGCUCUGCUGUCCUACCUGUGUGUACCGCCGAAUGGCACUGACACAGGGGGCAGCGUCGUGGAGGCUACAUUGGGGGUGUUCUUCAGAGACACGAGCGAAGAGAGACUCCAGCUCUCACACAUGGAGGUAACAGAGAGAUGUCCAAUCUCCAUGUGUGAGACGGUGCCCUUGUGCAGAUGGUGGUCUCCUUGGUGAAGACAUUGGAGUACUGGUACAAUAUUAGCGGCCGCGUCCGCCUCUACCACACCGACAUCGACAAUCUCAAUGUGUGGUUCAUCUUCGAAAUAUUGUGAGCUGUCAUAUCUCGAUAAUAUUUCGUAUUGUGAAUAUUUCAAUGUCAUGUACCCAUUCAGUGAGCCAAUGAUGGACUACACAGUGGCCAGCUCAAGGAGACGGAGACGCAUGCAACAACAACAGCAAACACAACCACCACAGCAGCAACAGCCAAACACGUCUCCACCAAACACCUCUCCCCCUUCCCCCAUCCCCGCCAACACUGCUGACGACCCCCCGCCUCACAACGGGACUGAGCACGAUCACAGCGGACCAGGUCAUGCCACCGAGGCACCGCCGAACAGCAAUGGUGGCCGGGAGACAGGGCAACGACAGCCGGCCACCCAGCCGGACACAACGCAGACGGCUGCACCGCCUCAAGUGCCUGGCGGGGGCAGCGGAACCAACCUCACAUCCAACAACACCCGGCCGGGACUAGACAAGGUCAGCCGAGCCGUGAACGAGAGGAGGUCCGAUCAUGUGCGUCUUUGUUGAGCAGGAUCGCGAACCAGAAGACCCUGGGGACCUUGCUAAGUCAGAAGAGGAAAUUUUCGACGCCGUAGCAGACGCAGGAUUGCUCGACACCUUCGAUCUCGCGUGGGUCAAUUCGUCAAUGGUGAUGCAGAAGCUGUGGGUGGACAUGCUGACGCAGAAAAGUCCCAUUCUCUCCCACUUCUCCCUCAAGUUUGGGGGCAUCUCUCCCGUACUGUGCUGUAGCAACAACUGUCCUUCUGCCGUUAUGGAGAAGCCGUGCAGCUAAGAUUGAGCGCCUUGAUGAGUCUCUCGUCUUCUGGCCUUUCUUUCAUGUGUGCUGCAGCUGUCUUCUUUGUCCGGCAUUUUGACGAAUGCAUGUAUUCAUUAGUAGACCGACCUUGGUCGACUCAGUGGGGUCUCUUAUAUGAUGUCUGUCGAUGGAUGAAUAUCAAUGGCCUUGCCUUCAUCGCUGCACACAAGACAUACC